GCCCCCUCCCCCGCCCGCGUCUGCUGCCCCAGACGCCCCCGUCCAGCCCGGAGCCCGCGCCGGGCCCACCCAUCCGCCGACCGAGUCCGUUGCUCCCACUCCGGGGUCCCCGCCCCAAGCGCUGGCCUCGGGGGACCGGCGAUGGCUGUCCACCGCCUGCGCAAGGAGCUGCAGGACCUCACCCGGGACCCCCCGCCCCACUGCUCCGCGGGGCCAGUUGGGGACGAUAUGCUCCACUGGAGAGCCAGCAUCAUGGGGCCCCCCGGCAGUCCAUACCAGGGAGGGGUGUUUUUUCUCACCAUCUAUUUCCCCCAGGACUAUCCCUUCAGACCCCCGGACGUGGCGUUCCUCACCAGAAUCUAUCACCCUAACAUCAGCGGAAACGGCACCAUCUGCUUGGAUAUUCUGAAAUCCGAGUGGACGCCGGUGCUGACCAUCUCCAAAGUCCUCUUGUCCAUAUGCUCGCUCUUGUGUGACCCCAACCCCGACGAUCCCAUGGUCCCCGAAAUAGCCCACAUCUACAAGAGGGACAGGAAGAAGUUCGGCAAGAUAGCUCGGGCGUGGACUCAGCGGUACGCCAUGUCGUAGCCUGCAAAUGAGCAGCCAUCCCACCGCUUAGCAAUAAAGACAGAUCG
Molecule: messenger RNA, 635 nt
Organism: Tupaia belangeri chinensis (Chinese tree shrew)
Lineage: Eukaryota; Metazoa; Chordata; Mammalia; Scandentia; Tupaiidae
Product: ubiquitin-conjugating enzyme E2 2
Exons: 1
Coding region: 142-588 (148 amino acids)
Source: RefSeq, a predicted model, not a curated record